AUUGUUUUGCCCACUAUCCACUAUGAAGCUACGCUGAUUGCAUACUUUUAGGGAAAUUAUUGUUUCAAAAAAGAUUGAUUUCAUAGCAUCGCAGUAACCAAAUGAAAAUUUGUACGGUUAGCCUAUUAUUUGGUUUCGGUGUUGAGUGUUUAAAAGCAAUAUUGUCGUCUUGUAGUUUAUAUUCUAAAUUGUUGUUAUCAAAUCACAAAAAUGGAAGAUGAUCAUGCGUCUCCGGGAAGGAAGAAGCGUAUUAGACUACCAAAUCAAGCACCACAGAACGGAGGGUCAUCGUAUGAUCAAACACGUCGAAUUAUCAAUGAUCUACCCAUUACUCCAACCAUGUUCGAUGGUACUUUUCCUGCGUAUGAAGAAUUUCCCUCUACUAUCGUGCCGGAAACAUCCGUCUCUGAGCUUAGUUUCUCUUCCGAGUCCCCGGAUAGCGACUCCACCGUCCAAUAUCAGACGACCGAUCCGAUCAUUGAGCUGCCAUCCACCCCCUUGAAGGAUGGCAACAGUUCACGCGUGUGUGUGGAAUGUGUAGAAUCUGAAACCAUCACACCGAGCACGAUUGGUGCGGCACUAGGUUCCGGGACGGUGCUAAUGCAACGAUCGUUGGAAAAUCGGCUAGCGAAACAGUUGGAAGAAAUGCACACUCUGAUGGAUAACGAUGAGGAAUUAGUCGUACUGAAGCAACACAGCUUCCGAUCGAUGGCAUCGCACCCGGCGUUUAACAAGGAUAUGAUGCGAGGCUUUAUGGAGCAUUCGGAAACGAUGUUUAACCUGGUGCACGAUGCACAAGGCAACAGUGUACAGUUUGUCAUUGGUAUUGAGGAAGCGGAACCUAGCGACACGGAAGCACCGGGAUGUUCACACAGGAAGGUUCGUCACUCUGUCGAGCCCACCAUAACCGACGAUAAUCAGGAGAGCGAGUUUGUGGGAUGUUUCAGUAAGGACAAUGAUAUGGUGUUGUACAAGCGAACGAUGCAGGAAGGAUUGAAAAGUGGUCGUGACGAUCGGAAGAGCAUUGAUACACUUAUCGCCCAUCAUGCCGAAUGUCUGGUGGAAGCGGAUAAUGUGACCAAACCGCUGGUUCAUGUACGACCGGGUAAUGAUAAUAAUUUGCUUGCCUUGCUGACGUUUUCCGAUCAGUCAUCGGCCAUACUGAAAACGUCAAGUGCAAUGGUGGAAGGAAUUCGUUCAGAAGACGAACUUAACGAAGCGCUGCUUACCACGUAUCGGCAGCUUCUUGCAAAACCAGACGAAAUGAUUUCGAUGCAAACACAAGCCGCUCCCGUUUCAGCAAGUCCAAGCCAACAUGGUUCCGAAGCACCUCAACAUAAGCACCAUCUACGUUCUGGUGUAUUGAGUAAUCUUACGAACGCCACGUCCAGUUUCGGUCUUUCGAAUACAUCUCCCGUUGGAAUGGUGGUGCAGGGAUCAAGUAAGAAUUGGAUCAAAUGUCCCAAGACGCAACAUGCAGCCGAAAUCGUUCUCAACCUCCGUUUGCUAAUCGAAGAAUACAUCCUACGAAACAUUUCUGUAACUGGAACGGUUGUAAAGUUUGUCUCGCACGUCCUAUCGGAUGUGUUACGGUGCACCCGCCAAAACAUUGGAGACGAGUUCCGGGAUCUUGGUUUGGUUGAUAAAAUCAAACACGUACUUGACGAGCUGCUGAUGCCACACGAGUUAGAAGAUCCGUUGAGUAUAGUGAACCGAUUACGUCAUACAAUUGAGGAAAUUCAAAUGUAUCCGAUCCAAACGCAAACGGUGAGGAAUGGUGAAGAUGCGUGGAAUUGCGUACUUGCAAUGUUGGAAAAAUUAUCUUGUGAGUUGGACCACGAAGUAAAGCAUCCGGACCAGUUCAUUGAAGCGUUACAGUUUGGAAUAAGAAGUGUUAUCGAUACGUCUAACGUUAGUAUCGAACCACCGGCUACGAAAGUUGUGUCGAUGGAUCCAUCUCCUCCUCAAGUAGAUUCAACCUUUUCCAGCACUUCCAACAUACUGGGCAUUGAUCGAUACGAAGCACCUUCGGUAUCAUUUUGUAAACCCAGCACAUGUUUAACGGGGCUAGUGAUGUAUGUGUGGUCGGCUUUCGUGUGGAUAAUGAAUCAAAUGAAUAGUUUUUGGGAGUUUCUCAAUAGCCCACCGCCACCGCUUCUAACCGAGCCCUCAAUAUCGUUUCAUCCGCUCAUUUCUGAGGAUGGAAAGCACACCCAACUGCAUCAGGUUGAGCGUGAUCAGAUUAAUCAGGCGACAAACGUGUUACGAAUCGCGCUGGAAAAAUCUUCCCCUCGUGCAUCGGGCUCGGACGAUACGAACCGUUCGGUAAAUGAUCGUUCGAUUGAAAUGUUUGCCCAUCUGCUUCAUCAUGCCGGUAACAUUGAGCUGAAGCAUUCCGACUCGCAGCACAACAUCCACCUUCAGCUGCACACCAGCAUUUCGGGGGUGUUGGAAAAACGGGAAGCGGACGAGUAUUUGACGAUGGCGGGAAGCGUUCGUGACCACGAGGCGAACGUGGCUGUAUUUUUCGAAGCCCGCAUUAUCGAUAUGGAAUCGUUGGCACAAGUUGAGUCGGUUAUGGAAUGCAUUACCAGGAUCGAGCGACUAUCGGACGACAUGGAAAGCAGUGAAGUGUUAUCUGACGAAACAAUUGUACAUUCCGCACCAGCAGGACAGCACGAUGAUGAGCAGAUGAUUAGUGACCUGAUUCGGGAGAUGGUAUCCGAUGGCAAGUACGAGGAUCCCUUGCAGUCGGUCCACUCUAUAGGACCAGAACAGUUGCUUCGAGAGAUCAAGGGUUGUUUGCAGGAUCUCUUGGAACCGGUGACAACAGCUGUACACAACAUGUACGAACAGUUCGACAGUGGCAGUGUUGAGAAAUCGUUCACUACUCAGGUGGCUGCAUCAGAGCAACACGACACUGUGGAGAUCGAAGAGCAAAUAAUACAUCCUGCAACCGAAGAAAAAGAUCAAGAUCAAGGUAUGAGCGAUGCAAACCGUGGCUCUGUUUCUAAUAAGGAGAUAUCAGUUUCGGAAGACAACGUCCAUACGAACUCUGAGCUGGAACAACAAUGCACAAUGGAUUCGCCGUUAGAAGAACCACUGCAAGAGUUACUGGCGCUUUUCCACGUUACAAACGAUCGGCUUGCACUGAUUGAUUCCGAUAUUACGACCAUUCGAAUCCAGAUACAGCAAUUGAUUACCCUACAGGAGCAACAACAGGGUCCUCCUGAUGGAACUAAAGCGAUGCAGACCGAGGAGCGUCGUUCACGUCGAAAGUCUUCAUUAAAACCUCUCACGAACCAAACACCAUACGAAGCUCCAUUGACCAAAUGUCCGAUACAACAGCAGACACUGCACUUUGGUCAGAGUGGUUCAUACUGCCCGACAGAAAUAUACUCCUGCCAUCCAGUUUCUCCGGAUGUGCUAGUCGUUCACUGGAGAGUAUUGGACGAGAGUAUACUACACUGUAUAGCAGGUUUUGAGAUUUACAUCGACGAUAGUCUACGAUCUGUUUGUUUUUCGAACAAGCGAAGAACGGCUUUGAUUGGCAACAUUGAUCUGCAGAAGCAUCAUCAUAUUGCACUUCAUGUAACAAUUCAGCCGGACUCGGGUGGAGCAAGCAAGACGGCGGCACAAUGGGUACCUGCAUUCUUCCUUUAUCACACGUGAGCUGUGAAGUUCCAUUCGCAUUGUCGUUUAGAUAUGUUAAUCAGCGAAUCCUAGGACGAACUAUGAAACAGAAGCGAAUCAUUGUCUAACCUACUGGUUUUCAUUAAACAUUAAAGGAUGUACAUCAAACGGUAAAUACAUGUUCAUGUCAUGAAAUACUAACCUUCUAGGGCAAAGUAAA
Molecule: messenger RNA, 3853 nt
Organism: Anopheles funestus (African malaria mosquito)
Lineage: Eukaryota; Metazoa; Arthropoda; Insecta; Diptera; Culicidae
Exons: 2
Coding region: 211-3672 (1153 amino acids)
Source: RefSeq, a predicted model, not a curated record